Bicyclus anynana (squinting bush brown) is the source of this 5888-nucleotide messenger RNA. RefSeq names its product nuclear pore complex protein Nup205 (gene Nup205). Gene Ontology annotation, cellular component: nuclear pore; nuclear pore inner ring. Bases 147 to 5792 code for a protein of 1881 amino acids. Gene Ontology annotation, molecular function: structural constituent of nuclear pore. The record is from RefSeq and is a predicted model, not a curated record. The transcript has 32 exons. Gene Ontology annotation, biological process: nuclear pore organization. NCBI's taxonomy places the organism in Eukaryota, Metazoa, Arthropoda, Insecta, Lepidoptera, Nymphalidae.
CAGUGUCAGUUUUAAAGUCGGCAAAUCGGUAACGCUAAAGGCAUUCAAAAUAUUCAGUUUAUUUUCGUUUGUUUGUGCUGAUAAAUAUUGAGAUCAAUGAUAGUUAGUAGUUACGAAUAGUUUGUAGUUACGUUUACAAUUUGACGAUGGAUAUCAACGAAGGGACAACAACAGAGGACCUAUGGACUCCUUACAAGGAGUUAGCGGCAGUAGUAGAAAGCUACCUCACAAAUGAAAGCAGCGGGGCACCAUACGCUGUUCACACAUUUGAGUCAGUGCUGAGGCGGCACAAACAGACAUUUUUAUCACUAUUGAAGAAUCCUGCAAAAAAUCCAGCAAGCAGAGAAGAAAUAAAAAGAGGUAUUACAGAAGGAGUGAACCUGCCCAGUGUGGGACGGACUGUUCUCUCAAAGGAACUUGUAGAUGAGGCUAUUAUAAUAUCAGAUAUGUACAAUGCAAAUGAGUUUGCCUGUUUGGAGUUACUGCACACGGCACAGCGACAGAGUUCUCGAAGGCCUGGUCUAGCACGGGGUUUACUUGCCGUGUUCCUGUACUACGAUGGCAGAAGAGCCUUAGUACAGGCCUUAAAAGAGCUUAUCAUGGCCAGGGAUGGAGUGUCAUGGUCAAUAAACGCGCGCGAGGAGGUAGUGUUGUACGUGUCGCGCUACGUGGACCAGCUGGUGUCGGACGGGCUGCUGGGCGGCGCUCUGGACGCGCUGCGCCGCUGCGAGCUGGACGCCGAGCUGGACCUGCUGCGGCGAAACCGCGCCCUGCCACCGAGGAAGUACCACGUCAAGCUGGUCAGCACUAUACAGAGCACGAGAAAGCUGCUUGCCGGAGUAGUGUUCGCGGCGUCGGCGCAACGAGGACUGGAGAGAGACAUUCUGUUGCGGCUCUUAUCAGAACAAAUGAUGUCGCCGUCUAAAGGGCCGACGGGUGCUUUGGAUGAUAUAUCUUUAGCCUUGCAAAUGGCUCUGUUAUAUGCCUUGGAUCUGUCAGUUUUGCACAGGCGAGAAGACGGCGAAGAACUAGCAAAAAAACUACCCCUAAUACAGGACCCAGACCUGAUAUCAGUGUUAUUAGACCAGCUGUCACCGCCCUCACAACCCAACCAAAUGCAGGAGGACAACAAGAGCAGUGCUGGGCUGAGGGCUCUGUGUCAGUUGUCACUGGGCUUGGCGCUCGCUGCUCUGAAGAGGGCGCCAGUAUCGCUGUUGAGGAGGACGGAGCCUAAGACUGAGCUGCUGGACCAGGACGAGAUGCUGGUAGACGCUGCCAUUGACGGAGGGGUGUUUGAGUACCUAGAUGAAGCCAUCCUGUCCUCUGAUCUAGUGGCCUCUGAGGAGUACUACCAGCGACGGAUACACUCCCUCAUCACUGACUUCAUUGUGCUCAUGCAUUCCAAGCUCAUGGAGAUGAGGGUCAAAGCGGAAGAGGCGGCCCGCGCUGCGCAGAUGUACAUGUCGGAGGGGCUCAUUGCGCCGGGCGCCAACACGCGCUCGCGGCUCGAGGCGCUGCUGCGCUGCGUGGAGCGGCUGUACGCGCGCGACCCGCUCCAGCUGCGCCGCGACUACUGGCUGGCGUGCGACGCGUCCGCGCACAACUACAGGGCGGGCAGCCGCUCGGCCACGCUGUACAAGUUCGUGCGGCUGUCGGGCGAGGUGGUGGUGGCGGCGCUGCUGCCCGCGUACCUGCGCGCGCUGGCGGCGCUGGCCGUGCCCAAGCACACGUGGGCGCUGCUGGCGCGCCGGGACGCGCUGUCGGCGCACCACCUGCUCACCGCGCUGGCCCUGUACCACCGAAAUCUCCGAGCCGACCCAGCGCCAUUCUCCGACCACCUGCACUCGUCGUCGCUUGGAGCGUCCGCCAUAGUGACGCCCGCCGCGCGCCCGGGCCGACUGCUGGUCCGACAAGAGGAGGUAGAGGCAAUGAUAGCGGCCCUGAAGCUGAUAGCGGCGGUGGCGCACGAGGACGACGCGGCGCGCGUCAGCAUCUGCGAGAACCUGCAGUGGGACGCCGUCAACUGCAUGUUCGGUCUCAUCUGCUGCCACGUGCCGCUGCAGCUGAAGGCGGAGCUGUGCCUGACGCUGGCGGCGCUGGGCGGCUCGGCGGGCACGGCGGGCCGCGUGUGGGCCGCGCUGGAGGCCGCGCAGCUGGUCUCCGUCGCCAAGGACAAGCGCGCGCUCAACGUCGAGCUGCAGGAGGUGGAAUGUCGCGCGGAGGAGUACCCGCUGUCGCGUGCGUUCCUCACGCUGCUGGACGCGCUGUGCGCCGCGGCGCCGCUGCCGCGCACGCUGGGCGCGGGCGCGCGCCCGCCCGGCCUCGACCCGUACGUGGAGCACGCGCUCAACCGCCUGGCGCUGCCGGCGCCGCACAGACCCUACUCCAAGCCCCAAGAGAAGUGGCAGAUUCUAUCAAUCAGUUUCCGGCUGUUCGCCCGCUGGCUCGAGCAAUACGAGCCGGCCGCGUCCGACUUCCCGCCGCCGGACCGCGAGCCGGACGUGAACCCGCCGCCCGGCUUCCGGCUGCUGAUCCAGCUGCACACCAAGUCGGAGCUGCUGCGCCUGGUGCUGACCACGCUGGACGAGGCGCACGAGCUGAUGGACCGGGAGACUGCGCCGGAGCACGAGUACGUGCAGCAAACGCUGAUCAGUUCGCUGAGUAUAGUGGAGCGCGCGCUGGCGCUGGAGCGCGCGCUCAACGCGGCGGCUGCCGAGGCGGGCCGCGGCGUGCUCGUCGUCGGCCUCUCCAAGCUCAUCCUAGCUCCGGAAGGGCCCGACAACACAGAUCGGCUGGUGACGUGCUGCCGGGUGCUGCAGCACGGCGCCGCGCUGCCCGAGGCGGCGGCGCGCGCCGUGGCGCUGCUGUGUCGCGCGCUGCAGUCGCCCGCGUGCGCGCGCCACCUGCUGGCCUCCGUGCUGCACCGCCACGAGCUCUCCGUGCAGCUGCGGCACGGGUUCGUGGAGUGCCUGGAGGCGGAGGAGUGGGCGGCGGGCGAGGCGCAGGCGGGCGGCGCGGAGCACGCGCGCGCCGCCAAGGAGGGCGUGGUGCUGCUGCUGCUGCAGCUGCUGCCCGCCGCGCCGCACGGCCUGGCGCACUUCCUGCUCGGCUACAACCUGCACGACGACAUCUCCAAGAGCGUGCUGCAGGAGGCGGGCAGCGCGGGCGCGCCGCGCACCUGCUUCCACUCGGUGCUCGACAUACUUGACGCGUACAUCGCGCCCACCGGGGACACGCACAAAGAAGCGUCGACGCUGGUGGAGAGCUGCUACCGCCUGCUGUACUGGAUCUGCGCGCGCCCCGCCACCUCGCCGCCCGCGCUGCGCCUGCUGCGGGCGCGCGACUACUUCCUCGCACGACACGCCAAGGCCACCGUCAACCUGGAGAGUGCGACGCCGGCGACGAUCUCAUCGCGCUCGUGGGCGCUGCGUGCGUGCGCGUGCGAGGCGGGCGCGGCGGGCGCGGGCCGACACCACGCCGCGCUGCAGGCGCUGCUCGCCGCGCUGACGCACUCGCCGCAGCGGAACGCGCAGGUGUGGGAGUGGUGCGUGAUCCGGCGCUCGCUGGAGUCGCUGCCGGUGACGGUGGAGGCGGUGCCGGAGCCGCGCUGGGAGCUGUUCCACGCGCACCAGCUGAGGCAGGCUAUUGCUGACUGCGACCUUCCCACAGGUCUGGGCGGCAAACGCAUCAGCGUGUCGCGCAUGAACGCGUUGCUGACGGGCGAGCUUGCGUCCAUGCGCGCCUCCACGCAGCGGGAACUGGUGGUGCUCGAGAUACAGAAGGUCCUGGACUACGUAACAGAAGUGAACAAGCAGCGCAACCUGGCGGCCACUCUGUCGCACUACUACGACUCGUGGCGGCAGCUCACGGAGAUUCUGUUCUGUGUGGCGCCCCAGGACCUGCUCAACGUGGAGUCCCGGAAAAAUCUCAUCCUCAACAUCCUCCAAGAUCUGCUGAACAAAAUCCCUCCCGCCGAAGUCCUGCCACAAAUCGGGAACCUCGCCUCCGGGACGGUGCUACUGUUUCUAGUCAACCUCCGGCACUGCUACAUACUUCAAAAGCGGGAAUCUUCGUUGAAAUCCGCUGAAUUUGAGACAAGUUUUUUCGGUCCUUCGAGCCAAAUUAUGCAAACCAAAUCUUUAACACUAAAGUUCAUAUUGCACAAAAUUUUGAGCUGGAUAUUGGUGUCUGGGGUGUCGACCCAAAAAAUACGGGUCAACCUGUACGGUGCGUUGCUAAAUUUUUUGAAUAUAGUCAAUCUGAAACACAGCCCGGCCGAUCCGGAAGAGGAAACGAAUACGACUUACGUGAGUCGAUUGGACAGUUCGAGAGUGAAGCCGAGUCGGGAGGAGUCGAAUUUGAAGUCGAUGGCGAUCGAAGUUAUAAACAGUUUUGGUGAUAGUCUGUGCGCGAUCGUGUGCAACGACUGCAUCGGCGGCGGACACGACGUGUGCCGCAUGGUGGCGCUGUCGUGCCUCGACUCGCUGGUGGAGAUCAACCCGGGCACGGACUGGAUGACCACGCUCACCAACCAGGGCUAUCUGCGGAGUCUCAUCGACAGCCUGACGCACGACGACGAGGGACUGAAAGAAGCGCUAGAGCCGAACCCCAAGUCCCUGCGCGUGCUGUACGUGUACGAGUCCAAGCUGGCGCUACUCAUCAAGAUAGCGGGCACGCGGCCGGGCGCCGAGACGCUGCUGGCGCAGGGCGCGCUGGCCAGCCUGGCCAACAUGCGCGCGCUGGACUGCCACCCCGACAUACACACGGGCUAUGCCAACCACCAGGACACCGAGUUCGUGCCGUCCGUCGCUAACAGAUUCCGCGAUAUCCUGGUGCCGGCACUGGCGCUGUGCGACGCGCUGCUGAGCACGCUGGGCGCCGACAACCACAGCUGCGUGCUGCACGUCACGCACUUCCUGCUCAGCCAUCUCGAGUGCGUCGAUAUGGUGCUCAGAGCGGCGCACCCCCUGUCCCCGCCGGGGCUGCUGGUGGAGCUGGAGGCGCUGACGUCAGUGAUCGCGCGCUCGGCCGGCCGCGAGCUGCUCGGCGCGGUGGCGGACACGGCGCUGCAGCACAGCGCGGCGGCCGUGCAGCGCGUGCAGCACCUGGCGCUGGCGCUGCUGCCGCGCUUCCAGCAGCCGCCCAGCGCGGCGCCCGACGCUGACGCCGACGCCACCAUCUACUACAAGAUCGUGUGGAACCUGCUGAUGUUCGCGCGCAAAACGCUGGCGGGCGCGGACGCGGGCGCGGAGGACGCGCGGCGCGCGGGGCGCUCGUCGCUCGUGCUGCUGCAGGUGCUGCUGCGUCGCGCGCACGCGCACGCCAAGCUGCUGGACACUGUGCACCACCAGCUGCCCAAGGUGCACUCCAUGACGCUCAGCGACAUGAAGAAGCUGCUGGGCGAGGAGGUGUCGGCGGCGUCGCCGGUGGAGGCGCGCGCGUCGGUGGUGCACACGCUGCGCACGCGGGCGCGCGCGCGGCGCCAGGAGCUGCAGUGCUGCGAGCAGGCCGCGCACGCCGCGCUGCACCUGUUGUGGGCGCACGCGCGCCUGCUGCUGCGCGCCGCCGUGCCCGUCACCCACGACCACAGAGCGAUAACUCGGUCGGCCGCCAUACGCAGCGCAGUGGGCGAUGAACCGACGGAACUACGGAAGGAGCUUCUGUCCGUCUUCAACGAGCACUUCGUCGAAGAGCUGCUCGACACCGCUAAGAACCAGCCGGCCGUCCAGCGCGGCUUCCUCGAGGUGUUGGUCAAAGACAUCAAGGCCAUGAUACAGUUCUCGCCGGUCUAGCAUUUGUAUUUAUUAUUGUCUAUUUUUAGUUAGAUUUUAAAUAGUUAAAUCCAUUAUUUUGUAAGUUUUCUAAAUAAAAAAAUAUUUUAGUACAUA